This is a messenger RNA of Didymella exigua CBS 183.55, 781 nucleotides long. RefSeq lists its product as uncharacterized. The transcript is spliced from 4 exons. Bases 203 to 601 code for a protein of 132 amino acids. NCBI's taxonomy places the organism in Eukaryota, Fungi, Ascomycota, Dothideomycetes, Pleosporales, Didymellaceae. The record is from RefSeq and is a predicted model, not a curated record.
GCAACAGCGGGAACUCGAACCCUUCUUCCGGCUUGCUCGACAAUCUGCGGGUGCCAUGAGCGCCCCAAGCUAUUGGCUGCAUACUUUAUUCCAAUAAUGGCACAGAGCUUCGUGCCCUUGCCUUGUCUCCCAGCCAUCCGCCUAAAGCUUCAUCUCACAACAACACCUACUUUCCACCCAAUAUACCACACCACAGGAUACGAUGUCUACCCGCAAGAGAAAGCAGGACGCUGAGGAAGAGGAGGAGCUCGUCGCCCUCCCAUCUGACGAGUCCGAAGAAGAAGAAGAAUACCAGGAGUCUGAAGGCUCAGACUUUGGCGAAGAGGAAGACUCGGACGCUGAAGCGCCUCCUCCAAAGAAGAAGACCAAGCGCACCUCCAAGGCCAAGGACGGCGAUGAGGAAGAUGACGAUGAGGAAGCUGAGGUAGACGAUGAGGAAGAAGUCAUCUCCAAUGCACCCGACGAGGACGAUGAUGACGAUGACGAGGAUGCCGGCGAUAAGUCGAAGAAGCCCGCUGGUGCUGAGAAAGACCGUAAGGUCAAGACCACUAAGAAGGACGAGGCAGUUCCAGUGGUCGAUGACGACGAGGAUGACGAGUAAGCUUGGAGCAGCAUGGAUCUGUGAGAAUCUGCACAGAAGGAUAAGGUAGCUGUGUAAUGACCGAAAGAUCUUUCGAUAACAGUGCUCGCCUCUCUGGCUCAAUUGUAUGAGCUGGCUUCUUCUCAUUCAAGUGUCUUCUAGUUCCUGGCCCUUAUCAUCUGAAACAUAUUUCAAAUUUGG